Messenger RNA from Amphiprion ocellaris (clown anemonefish), 2338 nucleotides. RefSeq names its product ubiquitin B (gene ubb). Gene Ontology annotation, biological process: protein ubiquitination; modification-dependent protein catabolic process. Bases 156 to 2267 code for a protein of 703 amino acids. Gene Ontology annotation, cellular component: nucleus; cytoplasm. Lineage: Eukaryota; Metazoa; Chordata; Actinopteri; Pomacentridae. The record is from RefSeq and is a predicted model, not a curated record. Gene Ontology annotation, molecular function: protein tag activity; ubiquitin protein ligase binding. The transcript is spliced from 4 exons.
UUACGUGCGGAUGGACAUACACCGAUGACGUACACGACUCUGCUAUAUAAGACAGUGCCAGUCUAAGCUACAGCAGUUCCCUACCGGAAGACAAAAGGAAGUGAUAUCGUGAGAGCGUAACGCGAACUAUUUGCUGCAUUUCUUAUUGUGGAAACAUGCAGAUCUUUGUGAAAACCCUUACUGGCAAGACCAUCACCCUAGAGGUGGAGCCCAGUGACACCAUUGAGAAUGUCAAGGCUAAAAUCCAGGACAAAGAAGGCAUUCCCCCUGACCAGCAGAGGUUGAUCUUCGCUGGCAAGCAGCUGGAAGAUGGCCGCACCCUGUCUGACUACAACAUCCAAAAAGAGUCCACUCUCCACCUUGUCCUGCGUCUGAGGGGUGGCAUGCAGAUCUUUGUCAAGACCCUCACUGGUAAGACCAUCACCCUGGAGGUGGAGCCAAGUGACACCAUCGAGAAUGUGAAAGCCAAGAUCCAGGACAAGGAGGGCAUUCCCCCCGACCAGCAGAGGUUGAUCUUCGCUGGCAAGCAGCUGGAAGAUGGCCGCACCCUCUCUGACUACAACAUCCAAAAAGAAUCCACCCUCCACCUUGUGCUGCGUCUGAGGGGUGGCAUGCAGAUCUUCGUCAAGACACUCACUGGUAAGACCAUCACCCUGGAGGUGGAGCCAAGUGACACCAUCGAGAAUGUGAAAGCCAAGAUCCAGGACAAGGAGGGCAUUCCCCCCGACCAGCAGAGGUUGAUCUUCGCUGGCAAGCAGCUGGAAGAUGGCCGCACCCUCUCUGACUACAACAUCCAAAAAGAAUCCACCCUCCACCUUGUCCUGCGUCUGAGGGGUGGCAUGCAGAUCUUCGUCAAGACCCUCACUGGUAAGACCAUCACUCUGGAGGUGGAGCCCAGUGACACAAUUGAGAACGUCAAGGCAAAAAUCCAGGACAAGGAAGGCAUUCCCCCUGACCAGCAGAGGUUGAUCUUCGCUGGCAAGCAGCUGGAAGAUGGCCGCACCCUCUCUGACUACAACAUCCAAAAAGAAUCCACUCUCCACCUUGUCCUGCGUCUGAGGGGUGGCAUGCAGAUCUUCGUCAAGACCCUCACUGGUAAGACCAUCACCCUGGAGGUUGAGCCCAGUGACACCAUUGAGAACGUGAAAGCUAAGAUCCAGGACAAGGAGGGCAUUCCCCCUGACCAACAGAGGUUGAUCUUUGCUGGCAAGCAGCUGGAAGAUGGCCGCACCCUGUCUGACUACAAUAUCCAGAAGGAGUCCACUCUCCACCUUGUGCUGCGGCUGAGGGGGGGCAUGCAGAUCUUCGUCAAAACCCUCACUGGUAAGACGAUCACCCUGGAGGUUGAGCCCAGCGACACCAUUGAGAAUGUCAAGGCUAAAAUCCAGGACAAGGAGGGCAUUCCCCCUGACCAGCAGAGGUUGAUCUUCGCUGGCAAGCAGCUGGAAGAUGGCCGCACCCUCUCUGACUACAACAUCCAGAAGGAGUCCACCCUCCACCUUGUCCUGCGUCUGAGGGGUGGGCAGCCUCCUGGAUCCUCAGAUCAGCUGCUGUUGACUGUUCCACCAUGUACAAACAUGCAGAUCUUCGUCAAGACACUCACUGGUAAGACCAUCACCCUCGAGGUUGAGCCCAGUGACACCAUCGAGAAUGUGAAAGCCAAGAUCCAGGACAAAGAGGGCAUUCCCCCUGACCAGCAGAGGUUGAUCUUCGCUGGCAAGCAGCUGGAAGAUGGCCGCACCCUCUCUGACUACAACAUCCAGAAGGAGUCCACCCUCCACCUUGUCCUGCGUCUGAGGGGUGGCAUGCAGAUCUUCGUCAAGACUCUGACUGGCAAGACCAUCACCCUGGAAGUUGAGCCCAGUGACACCAUUGAGAAUGUCAAGGCUAAGAUCCAGGACAAGGAGGGCAUUCCCCCUGACCAGCAGAGGUUGAUCUUCGCUGGCAAGCAGCUGGAAGAUGGCCGCACCCUCUCUGACUACAACAUCCAAAAAGAAUCCACCCUCCACCUUGUCCUGCGUUUGAGGGGUGGCAUGCAGAUCUUCGUCAAGACCCUCACUGGUAAGACCAUCACCCUGGAGGUUGAGCCCAGUGACACCAUUGAGAACGUGAAAGCCAAGAUCCAGGACAAGGAGGGCAUUCCCCCUGACCAGCAGAGGUUGAUCUUCGCUGGCAAGCAGCUGGAAGAUGGCCGCACCCUGUCUGACUACAACAUCCAGAAGGAGUCCACCCUCCACCUUGUGCUGCGUCUGAGGGGUGGUCAAUAAAUGAUUCCAUGUUUUUACCUGAUUAACAUGACAGCCUAAUUCAAUAAAAGAUGAGAGAUUAACAUAUACAA